Bolinopsis microptera is the source of this 839-nucleotide messenger RNA. Its product is annotated as signal peptidase complex catalytic subunit SEC11C-like. The transcript is spliced from 4 exons. The coding region runs from base 1 to 462 and encodes 153 amino acids. Gene Ontology annotation, molecular function: serine-type endopeptidase activity. The record is from RefSeq and is a predicted model, not a curated record. NCBI's taxonomy places the organism in Eukaryota, Metazoa, Ctenophora, Tentaculata, Lobata, Bolinopsidae. Gene Ontology annotation, cellular component: membrane; signal peptidase complex.
AUGAUUGUCAGUUCAGCACUGAUGUUAUGGAAAGGACUCUUUGUGGUGACGCACUGUGAGAGUCCUAUAGUUGUCGUUCUCAGUGGAUCUAUGCAGCCGGCGUACUACAGAGGGGACCUGCUGUUCCUGACCAACUAUCCCGAGCCAGUCAGGGUGGGGGAUGUGGCGGUGUUCAGGAUUAAGGGCAGGAACAUCCCCAUCGUGCACAGAGUUAUCAAAGUUCACGAGAAAGAUGACGGGUAUGUUAAGUUCCUGACAAAAGGUGAUAACAAUAACAUAGACGACCGUGGUCUGUAUGACGAAGGACAGCUAUGGUUAGAAGAAACUGACCUCAUCGGCAGAGCUAAGGGUUAUUUGCCUUAUGUUGGAAUGAUGACAAUUCUGAUGAACGAUAAACCCAACCUAAAAUACGCUCUGCUUGGACUUCUGGCUCUUUUCGUUCUCAUCAAGAGGGAGCAAUAGUUAAAUGACAUAAUUCUUUAGUGAACCGAUUAAUUUACUAAUUAAAUAGCUAUUUGAUUAAUUGGAUAAUUAAUUGAUUUUUACGAUGCUUUAGAUGUUUCAGUUAUUUAGUGGGCUGGUUUCCAAAUAAAUAAUAAUAGCUGUUCUUGUUUUCUACGUUUAGACAGGGGAAAUUGUGUUUUUGUCAAAAAGAGGCCAUGGUUCAGGAAAUCCUAUUUAUUUUGCUAAAUGUUAAAUGUUCAUUUUGUUGUUAUGGCUAAUUAUAUUUUCAAAAGUAGGCUCCCCGCUUCAUCAGUCCAUAUUUACGUUUUAAAGAUAUUUAUUGGUUUUGUUAUUUACAAUUUUACACUAUUAUUUUAUUGCCAUUCAAAGAUACA